AUGGCUCGCCUUCCCACAUUUCUGGUGGCACUCUUUGUAGUGGCGCUCCUGGCCUGCAGUCUAUUGCUCUGGCAUGGGUCUGCAGCAUCACGAACACAAACGGCGCCUUCUCCUGCAAAACCCACCCUGCCACAGCCGCAUCCAUAUGCCCAUGCCUUCCACGUGCCGCGAUCAGAUGAAGAUGCGCAAACGAAAGAGUUUUCGCCCAAUCGUCCGCGCUUCAGUCGAGGAUUCUCAUCGAAGCAAAGUGAAGAAGAAGAAAAGGAGCCUGUUGCCGUGCGCUCUUUGAGAAUCAAAGCCUCACCGCUUGGUUGUUUUUAUUUGCCAAUCAGCAAGGUGGAUAUACAGCCGACUGUGCUUCCUGAAUUGACGCGAACUCGCUGCGCGCGUUUUUGUGCCGACCAGAGCUUCGAAUUUGCCGUCCUCAACAAAGGUAACCAGUGUGGCUGCUUGCGCGCUUUCUCGGCGUAUGAAGAUGGACAACACAGGCAAAACGUCUGCUUGCAGCCUUGCUCAGGCUUUUCACAGACCACAUGUGGUGGACGAAACUUCUGGUCGGAAGUUCUUCACAUCGACUCUGCGUUACGACCCCGCAUCACGUUGUACGUUUUCUCAGCGUCCCCUAUCUCGCCGUUGGACUGGAGCAUGCGCACCAUCGCAAGCACAUCCCGACGCUCGUACUCUUACACCGAGCAGCAGCUCACCAGCAUUGCAAGCCUUGACGACACAAAAUGGUUUAAAGAAGUCUGCAUGGACAAUCCUGGCUUCAAAGUCAUGCUGGUGGCAGUUGAAGACCUUGCACAAGCGGCACAGAGAAUUCCGGGACGCACUGCACUCUUGAUUUUUGGUGAACAAAUGAAUCCCUCGCUUUUUCCCACUUUGCGCGCGCCAAUAUUUUUACCGCAGUGGCAUCACCAAGCCACUCACCCGGAAAGCGCUCAAGAAUAUGAUCUGUUUCCCAUUGGCACGCGUGCUACUUUCCCGUCCAUCGCUCCUGAUCAAGUCUUGCCAGCAAGCACGCGCCAAUACGUCGUCAGUUUAAGCGUCAAUUGUCCCUCGGUCUUGCGCUCGACUAUCCGUGCUGCGUUGCAACACGUGUCUCAACUGUUUCCUGGAAAGGUUUACGAGCAAAGCCUCGUUCCACUCAAUAAGGACGAUCUUGAUGCGAGCGAUGGCCUGACGACGGCGGCCACGGCACGCAUCAUGCUGGCAUCCUCUUUCACUAUCUGCCCUUUGGCGUGGGACGAGCUGGCAUCCUCCAUAGAGGUUGUGGCCCCACUCUCAAGCGUAAUCGACAAGCGCCAACGCCAGCUUCAGGUCUGGUUUCGGGGAAUGAUGGAGGAACGACUUGACGCGCUUGAGCGUUCUCUGGAAGAUCAACGUCGUGUGCUUCAGCAUGAGGACUUUUGCUCAAGACACCGGAAUCAAAUGAAGCGUCAAAAGACAUUCAAGACUUAG
Monosiga brevicollis MX1 is the source of this 1458-nucleotide messenger RNA. RefSeq lists its product as uncharacterized. Lineage: Eukaryota; Choanoflagellata; Craspedida; Salpingoecidae. The record is from RefSeq and is a predicted model, not a curated record. Bases 1 to 1458 code for a protein of 485 amino acids. The transcript has 4 exons.